UCCGCCCGCGUACACCCGCGUCCCCAAGUGUUCAGUAGUGUCCGCAAGUGUCCGCGCGUAUUCGCAGUGUUCCGUUGCGCUACGGCCAGCAAUGCUGCCAUCACGCUGGCUGCAUUGAAUACACAUCGCCAGAUAUGCUACAGUCUUUAUUACAGCCAAGAGAGAAUCAACGACCGAAAAUGAUCGGUGCGAUGCCAGCAGUAGCGGUCCGGCAUGAGCGGCGGCGCAACGAGAAGCGCGGCCGGCGCCCGUCCCAGCUGCCGCUACAGUUGGCGCGCCUGGACGACGCCACGCCCUCGCCCGACCACCGCCUGCGCGACGAGCUAUACGUGUGCGGCAAGGUGGCAGGACUGUACGCGAUCGUGGGAUCUCUCCUCCUGGGCAUAGUGGUGCUGGUGGUGGGGCUGGUGCAGCUGUCCCCGGGGGCCGAGGCCGCUCAGCACCGCUACUAUCUGAUGGGGGCUGGCGCAGCGCUCGUGGGGGCAGGAGUGCUGGGAGCUGUAAUGAGAUGUCUCUGCCUGCACUGGUGCAACCUGAUGUUCCAGGAGGAGUACGACGUGCGCGUUCGCUCCACGCAGAAGCACUGCGUCAGCGUGGUGGAGAGCCAGCACAACCAGCGGCAGGAAAGGCCUAAGCUGAAGCCGCAGAUCAGCGUUCAAGAUGUGGACCUCAUCAGGCAACCCUCAGUCGCAAGCGACACCUAAGCCGACCGACCACUCGUAGCGUAACUAACAUCUAGCGAUAAUAUGUCGUGGUACCGCUGGACACAGGGUGUGAAUAAAGUUCUUGCUAAUUCCAAGAGAUUAUAAUUUAAAAUUGUUGGAUAAAUCGCACAGAUAAAAAACUCAACUGCAAUUUGUACUACUACGAUACUAAAUCGUGCCACACUUAUAACCUCAACAUCUGACAGUUAACUUAAAUACAGUUCGCCUAUAAAUUAUAAUCAAAAUGCACUUUGUGCGUAGUUUGCAAUAAUAAUUCAAAUUUGCAAUAAUAAUUCAAAUUCAAAUUCCAUAACCAUAUUCAUAAACCAUAGUUUCAGGUGUGAUACAAUUUGAGUAUCAUAGUAAAAGUUAGUUUUUGCAUAUGUCUGUUGUAAGAUACUUAUUACAACAAAAGUUGCAGGUGAAGAUAGUUAUCGACUCUUGAAAUGAUCAAAGAACUUUUAAAACAUCCUGUAUAAUUCGUAGAAUUAAAGAUAUCUCUAGAGUUUUGUUGAAUUUAUUUUUAAUUACUUCUAAAUAACUUUGAGAAACAUAUUGACGUAGAAUUUUUUAACAUUUACGGACUUUUAGACUUUACCAUUGGAAGCUCAUAAAUUUUGCUUGUAUACUUUCGUAACUUUGACCAAAUCAACAGGCUAUCCCAAACUAAUGCAAAUUUUCGGCGGGAACACUUGCUUGGUAUUUUACAUCGAUGCAUUUAAUAUUAAAUGUCAUUGAAACCGUAUCACAUUGCAAUCUAUGACUACACUGUUCUUUCAGAACUUUUAGGUUUACUAUCACAAAUUGCAGUUAUAAGUAAAUUACUGGUUACCAUUUGAAUUUCUUAGAAUUUCCUAAUGAAUUCAAAUAUGAUCUGUAGUGUCGCAUUACGAAGCAUAGUCAAGUUGAAUUUUGCACAUGUUUGGGUAAGCUCGUCGACUAUACUAACUCGCUGAGCCAUUUCGAGAAGUAAGUAAAGAAUGCCAAGUGUUAGAUUUUCUACCUACGUUUACCUUUCGAUCGCGUAAAAGUUAUCUACGAUGUAUAUGUAAUAGAACAUCUAGUGACAGUACGGUUUCCCAGUAUGGUAACUAGAUUUCCUCAGGUAGAAUAUCUCAUACUUGGCACUCAGCUGGCGUCAUAAAAUUUUAGCGAUAUCUUAUUGACCUACGUAGUUUUUGUGGACAGCGGUCUUUAUAUUUCGAAGUGAUAAUUUUAUCUCUCUUAAAAUAUGGAAAAUAUUUUGUAGUACCUUAAUCGUAUAUUAUUGUAGUAUCCAUACUUGUA
Messenger RNA from Pararge aegeria (speckled wood butterfly), 1991 nucleotides. RefSeq lists its product as uncharacterized. The transcript is spliced from 6 exons. Lineage: Eukaryota; Metazoa; Arthropoda; Insecta; Lepidoptera; Nymphalidae. The record is from RefSeq and is a predicted model, not a curated record. Bases 135 to 704 code for a protein of 189 amino acids.